Molecule: messenger RNA, 3212 nt
Organism: Cyanistes caeruleus (blue tit)
Lineage: Eukaryota; Metazoa; Chordata; Aves; Passeriformes; Paridae
Source: RefSeq, a predicted model, not a curated record
GCCACUCGCCCUGCCGGCCUUCCCAACCGGCCCGCCGGGUGUCCGGGCAGUGCAGGCCCUGCCUGCCUCCUCCAGGGAAUGGUGACACGGCCUAGGGGGGAGCAGGGGCGCUCGCCUUUCCUGCCUCCGGCUUGCUCAUAUGCUGUCCCCUUCUGCGGCCCCGAGGGAUGGAGCUGUCGCUUUCUGCCCGAGGUUCGUGCUGUUCAUGCUCGUCCCAUCUGCGGUUGUUUCCCCUGCAGGUUCUUACAAUGGCUGAGGAUUUGAUAGCAGCGGUUGCCAGCCAGACAAAGAGGCUCAACAGCAGCAGCGAGGUGGUUCAAAGGCUGGAAGAAAACGGGCAUCAAAACAAAAGGUUGAAGAGCGAUGCGGAUGAGGAAGAUGCAGAGGAUCAGAAUAAGAAGUCACCCAAAAGGAAGAUUGUGCUGUUGAUGGCAUAUUCAGGGAAAGGCUACCAUGGCAUGCAGAGAAAUGUGGGAUCUUCCCAGUUCAAGACAAUUGAAGAUGACCUAGUCUCUGCCCUUGUUCAGUCUGGAUGCAUCCCAGAAAACCACGGGGAAGACAUGAAGAAGAUGUCUUUCCAGCGCUGUGCUCGAACAGAUAAGGGUGUGUCUGCAGCUGGACAGAUUGUGUCACUCAAGGUCAGGCUAAUAGAUGACAUCUUAGAAAAGAUCAAUAAUCAUCUUCCUUCUCACAUCAGAAUUCUGGGCCUGAAGAGAGUCACCGGGGGAUUCAACUCCAAGAACAAAUGUGACGCCAGAACCUACUCUUACAUGCUGCCAACGUUUGCCUUUGCCCAUAAGGACCAUCAGGUGCAGGAAGAGCUUUUUCGGCUGGACACAGAGACCCUUGAAAGGGUCAAUAAACUGCUGGCCUGCUACAAAGGGACACACAACUUCCACAACUUCACAUCACAGAAGGGCCCCAGGGACCCCAGUGCCAAGCGCUACAUCAUGGAGAUGUACUGUGGCGAGCCCUUCGUCAGGGAAAACAUGGAGUUUGCAGUGAUCAAAGUGAAGGGUCAGAGUUUCAUGAUGCACCAGAUCAGGAAGAUGAUUGGGCUGGUGAUAGCAAUUGUGAAAGGUUAUGCUGCUGAGUCCAUCAUGGAACGCAGCUGGGGAGAGGAGAAGGUCGACGUCCCCAAAGCCCCAGGACUUGGGCUGGUUUUGGAGACAGUACACUUUGAAAAAUACAACAGGCGUUUUGGGAAUGAUGGGCUGCAUGAGCCACUGGAGUGGACAGAGGAGGAGGAGAAGAUUGCUGUUUUCAAAGAGCAGUACAUCUAUCCUACCAUUAUCAACACAGAAAGGGAGGAGAAAUCCAUGGCAAACUGGCUUAACACCCUCCCCAUUCAUGACUUCAACUCAUCUGCUGUUGAGAUGCAAACUAACAACAAAAAUUCAAAGAAGAGCAGCGAUAUCGAAGGCAGCGAUGGUUGUGGUGAUGAUUCUGACUGAACCAGCAAGUGGCUGGCCGUGGGACCCUUUGUCUACAAAAAGUGGCCUUUCUAAACCCAAGAAUCCAGUGAAACAGGAGUUUGUGUGCUUGCAGAAUGAGAACUGGAUGCCCAGGAGAAGCUGGGUGGGGAAGACAGUGCAGCAGAAAAAACAGAAGCUUUUUAUACCACUGACUGAUUCACCUGACUGAUAUACUUGAAAACAGUGUAGUGGGAAAGCAGCUUCCUGAAAAAAUCUUGAAAUGCAGGAUAUCCUAAUUGCUAUUUGAAUAAUGUUUUAUAAUGUUUACUUGGAAAAUAGUAUUUUAACUAUGUAUAAUCUCUACGUAAAGAUGGGGCAAAUCAUUUUAAUAUACACUUUUUUUAUUAUGAAGUUGCAACUUCAUGAGCUUUUGAUUUUUUUAACAAUUUACCUUUACUUGAACUGAAUCUCCCAGCUUUUAUUUUUCAUGUCAUCCAUGGUUUUCCUAUGGAAUAACAUGCAUGACCCUGAGAUUAACUCAGUUAUCUACAGUGUGGUGCUAAAAAUGCCCAGGUUGUGGAUUCAAUUCCUUUAUGGGCCAUUCACUUAGAGUUGGACUUGUUGAUGCUUAUGGGUCCCUUCCAACUCAGAAUGCUCUGUGAUUUAGAACCUAUGGGUUAGGAACUCAUUAUCAUGCUGACUGCCAUGAACCCUUUUGGUUUUAAAACAAGUUUCUGUGUUCUCUAGAGCUUUGCAGGUCUGAAAGAAAUGAUUCCUUACUCAGUGAAAGGGCUUCUGUUUGGAAUGUGGACUGAACCAUACAUUCCAAGAUGAGACAUUUUCUGUGGAAGGUGCCAUCCUGCCAGCAUUGCCUUUGUGUGUGGGCAGGUUCAAGGAUAUAAAUCCACAGCUCCAGGAGUACUUGGGCCUUUGCUGCCUGAGGUGUAACCCAGAAAUCCUUUUGAGCCAUCCGCAGGAUCCAGAGUUUAAUUGAUUUGGCAUGUGUGAAAGAAAUGGUGCUGAAUUCUCUGGGCUUCAAUCAGGCUGGGUUUGUGAACUCUUCAAUCCCAUCAGGCUCCUCAGAACAGGGAAUGUAUGCAGUGAUAUGGGAGGCACGUGUCUGAGCACUGCCAUCCUCUGGGAAUCUAUUUUAAUUUUCAGUGUUUUCAGGAAUUCCAUAUCCUGGAGUUCAUGCUCCUUUUUCCCAUCAGUGUUUAACUUCUGGUUCUUGUUUCCAGCUCUCUGGAGGUGGCAGAAGAAAUUACACCCUCCUGCCUUACCAACCUGCAGAACACUAUUGAAAUACUGGAAUAAGACUGCAAGCGUUUGGAUAUUCCCUUGCUUGAGUCUGUGUGGAGUCUUGCUUUCUAAUUACUGAAAAUAAGGAGUCAACUCUUUGUUCCCACAUAUAGUGGGUUUUGGCCAAAGCCUUUAAUUUUAUAGUUCCUUCUGGAAUGAUUCUUCUGGUUUUGAAGGGUUUUUUUUUUUGUUGGUGGCAAUUUGGGGGUAUUUUUUGGGGCACAGCUGUACUUUUAAAAAAUGAUUCCCAUGUUCAUUUUAUCUGGGUUUUCUUUAGAGCUUUUUAUCGUGAAGGUCUUGCUUGAUUUUAUAAGAGCAAGUGUAUAGAAGUGUCCUGGAGAGAGUUUCUGCCUGGAUUUUCAUUUACAUCCCUUCCUGGUCCCUACCCUGCAUUACCUUCCGUCCAAAGCUCCAUUUCCCCAUGCCAUUCAAUCUGAAAAAAAAAAAAUAUCUUUAUCUACUUAUAAUAAAGGCCCCAAAGCUGUGAUAUGUACCACA